AAUAUUCCUAAACUGCUUCGUUUACUUUAGUCUGUAAACAUGCCUCCAAGUGAAUUGGUUUAUAGCGGCGUAUCAAUCCCUUCGAUCCAGGAAGAUAUUAAUAUCGAUUAUGUGGAAAAAGCACAGUCCGCUGAUUUCGAAACUGCCAUACAUUAUGCAAAGUAUGGAAAAUUUCAACGCGUCCUUAUACUAGUUUGUGGAAUGAUCUACGCAACUUGUGCCAUAAGUACCACUACGUUAUCAUUUGUUUUGCCCUCAGCUGAAUGCGAUUUCAACUUGUCUUCAGCUGAUAAAGGAAAAUUAUCAGCGAUGCCAUUAAUUGGAAUGAUCUUUGGAUGUGGUAUCUGGGGAUCCAUAGCUGAUUCACGUGGACGCAAACUUGCAAUAACAUUAUCGUUGCUAAUAGACUUUCUGGCAGGAUUAGGUUCAUCCAUAGCCCAAAACUAUAAUUUAUUUCUAAUAUGUAGAUUUUUCAACGGUUUUGGUAUUAUUGGGGCUACAAGUAUAAUAUUUUCAUAUCUGGGUGAAUUUUUGUCGAAGAAGGAUACCGACAAGGCACUGGGAAAAUUGGAAAUUUUUUGGAACAUAGGAGUCAUCCUUCUUCCAGGUGUGGCAUGGUCCUUGUUGAGAAAAUCAGUCUUGGAUUCGUUCAAAUCAUAUGGAAACUUCAGCCCAUGGAGAAUUUUUGUUUCCGUCUGUAGUUUGCCCAGUUUGUUGAGCUUGUGCAUGUUGUUUUUCCUACCGGAAACACCUAAAUAUUUAAUUUCGAAAGGAAAAUAUGAGGAAGCCAGGCAUGUGUUUCAACGUAUCUUCAGAAUUAAUACUGGGCAAUCUUUUGCGCAGUAUCCGGUAUUGGCUUUAGAAGGGGAGUACGAAAAUAAUAAUAAUGUUCAAGAAGUUACGUGCUCGUUGAGGACACAUAUUUUUAAUAAAAUGUCUGAAUUUGGCAAAACAAUAAAGAGUUUAUUUGGUCACACCUACGUGAGAUAUUUAGGCAUAGUAAGCUUUGCUGAUUUCGGACUUAUGGCAAGUUAUUAUACAUUAAUAAUGUGGUUUCCAGAGAUAUUUGAAAGAUUCAGCGAGUUUGAAUCAAAAUAUCCUAAUAAGACAUCAACAGUUUGCACUGUAUCUGAAAGUUCCUCCAAAAAUACGUCUAUUUAUUAUUAUCAAGAAUGUGAUCCAAUUAUAGGGGACAAAGUUUUCGUGGAAACAUUUAUAAUAGCCCUAAGCUGCAUGCCUACAUCAAUAUCCCUGGGAUAUUUAAUGGAAAAACUAGGAAAGAAAAUAGUUUUAGUUUCAAGUUUAAUUUUGUCUGGAUGUGCAACUGUAUCAUUAAUUUGGGUUCAAUCUACCAACCAUACAUUAAUCGUAUCAUGUGUAUUUGAAGCCCUUACAAGUAUUCUUGAAGCCGUAUUAUUUUGUGUUGUUGUGGAUAUAUUCCCAACAAAUAUCAGGGCAAUAGCACUGUCAAUAACUGCAACUUCUGGAAGGAUUGGUGCAAUUUUUGGAAAUGUUAUAUUUGGUCUUUUGAUUGAUUUAAACUGUGUUAUUCCUAUCUAUUUGUUCGGAUUUAUGCUCAUAGGUAGCGGAUUACUGUGCAUUACAAUUCCAAGAACAGAAAAUUAUUUGACUUUGUAUUGAAAAUACUUAAGUUCUAGGAGAGAUAGAAGACAAACUACACUGAUGAAUUAUAAAAUGCAUUUUUUUGCAACGUUUAAAUUAAGUUAUAUUUUUAAGUUAAUAAAAAGUCCUUAAUUAGUACUAAAUGUAACCUUUACAAAUUAUUUAUUUUUACUUUUAUGUUAAAUUAAGAUUGUAUAUAUGAAAUAAAUAGGAAAACAUUUUAAUAAGA
Molecule: messenger RNA, 1852 nt
Organism: Aethina tumida (small hive beetle)
Lineage: Eukaryota; Metazoa; Arthropoda; Insecta; Coleoptera; Nitidulidae
Product: synaptic vesicle glycoprotein 2B-like
Exons: 11
Coding region: 40-1641 (533 amino acids)
Biological process (GO): transmembrane transport
Cellular component (GO): membrane
Molecular function (GO): transmembrane transporter activity
Source: RefSeq, a predicted model, not a curated record